This is a messenger RNA of Eufriesea mexicana, 2343 nucleotides long. RefSeq names its product protein IWS1 homolog A. The coding region runs from base 1 to 2343 and encodes 780 amino acids. The transcript has 2 exons. The record is from RefSeq and is a predicted model, not a curated record. NCBI's taxonomy places the organism in Eukaryota, Metazoa, Arthropoda, Insecta, Hymenoptera, Apidae.
AUGUUCUGUGAUUUUAUAUUCACCUAUAAAAAUAGAAAGGUAUAUCUGACACUGACGAUACUUUGCGUGUCGUCGAAUGCCAAUUUCUACGAGGAUCACUACAAGUCUGUAUCCAGCGAUGAUGAUCCAUGGAUUCACGCAAACCGCGAUAUUUCUUACGAUUUCGCCUCUUCGGAACCCUCGCCAUCCUACAGUCGCUUCUUAGAGUCCAGAAAGAACCAUCGAUCCUUAGACUCCACCGAAUCCUUCGACAAACCUAAAGAAUGGUACUCUUCAUCUUCCACCAAGAAGGUUCCUACGGAGGACAAGAAUUUCAAAAAGAUAAUAUCUCCGUUCUACACCAUCACUGACAAAGAUUCCCAAAAAUACAAAGACAUGGUAAUGAAAUCCGGCGUUCCUUACUGCCAAGAGAUCAAAACGAAGCGUGGGGACAAGGAGACCAACGCGAAAGACAGCAUGAUCUGUUUCAAGUGCAAGAACCCGAAGAAUGGAGCCUCUUACGAGCAGUGUUCUUACGCUUCCCAACCACUGGCGGACUCCAGUAAUAUCGAAGAAGUCGUGGUGACACCUUCAGGCUUCAGAAACAGGAGAUCUAGCUCGGACGAGGCCUAUUCUAACUUUAAAAAAUCUGACAAUUACAGAAGGCGCGACAAUCCGUACAGAUUCAACGAUAAAAUAUUCUCAGAGGCCACUGACGACGUCCCAGCCGAGUAUAAGAAUAAGAACGAAAAAUGUGAGAAGAUGGUAAAGGAUUCCAUGGUGUGCAUGAUAUGCAAAGACACCAAGAGCAACGCGAAGUACGAGCAAUGCUCCUAUGUUCAACAACCCAACGAUAAGAAAUACGCCUAUACCAAAUCUAGCUCUCAUUCGACUCCUGAACGAAAAUCUGAAAGGGAUGAGGAGGAAGACCAUGAAAGAGGUUCCAACAGGAGAUAUUCGGGGAGUAAACCGGUGAAAGAGUAUUCCAGUUCUGGCGAGAAAGAGGACCUAGAGAGAGAAUCUCGAGAAGAGACCAGGGACUCGUCCGGGAAUUGCAAGAAAGUCCAAAAGGGCUCACAGACCUGUACCAUCUGCAAGGACCCCAAGACAGGUGGAAAUUACGAGAAAUGCUCGUACACUUAUGAGCCAGACGAUAAGGUAUACAAAUACAGUACAUCUAAGAGCUUUGGGUACCCCAGAAGCUCUUCCACGGAUGUCGACAGGAGUGAACCCAGUUACGAGGAAGCCAAACCACCGGCAAAGUUCACAACUGACUCUGAAGAAUACAAGAAAGACUACUCUAUUCCUGAAAGCUCCUACGAAAAACCUCCGUCCUCCGAACCAUCGAGUUCUUACUACAAAGACGAGGAACCUGAGUCCAGUUAUCAUCAAGCUGCCACUCGAGAGUCUAAAUCUGGCUCAGACGACGACGACCACCUCUCUGGCUACGAGAAGUCCAAGUCUGAAUCAGAGAGAGUCGCAGAAAGCAUCCAACCGAGCUACUGCAAAGAGGUCCAGAAGGGUUCCAUGAGUUGCAAGGUCUGCAAGGACCCGAAGACAGGGAGUAACUCUGAGCAGUGCUCGUACAAGUACGAACCGAGCGAUAAGAGUUACUCUUACUCCAAAUCCAAGUCGUUUGGUACUCCAACCGAAUCGAGAGACAAGUCUUACGACGUGUCUGAGAAGAAAGAAUCCCAGGAACCAUCUUACGAGAGCCGUAGCCACGAUUACCCUUCUGAGAAAGCGGCCUACGUUACCGACAGCGAUAUCAAAAGAGACUAUUCGAUCGCUGAUGAGUCCAAGUCCGAAUUGAAAGAAGAGUCGCCAAAGCCCGAUUCGAAGAAGAUCGACGCCGAAUUCUACGACUCGUUUAAGAAGAAGACCGAGAUUCAGAAGGUCCUCCAAGAUUUCCAAAAGGAGGAUCGUUCCAAAUGCAAGAAGCUGAUGCGCGAUAAGAUGACCUGCUACCAAUGCACGGAUGAGAAAGGGUUCGAGAAGGAAGAAUGCGCCUUUGUGACUGCAGAUGAGCCAGCUGAGGAUAAGAUCGACUAUCGAGAGUCGAAGGAGUACCACGUCGAGCCUACUAAGAAGGUUCCCAGGUCUAUCGUGAUGGAUCGUCUGGAUGACUUCCCGGUCGAGCCAGAGGUAGCUGCCAGCGAGAGAGUUUAUGUGAAGAGAGAGCAACCAAAUUCAGAGGAUACUAAAGACGCUGAAGCAUCCAAAGAAGCUGAACCUUACGAGUACGUGGAAGAGACCAAACCUGUGUUCGACAAGGUCCUCGGUUUCACGCUUCCGGCGUACAUGCUGAGUACUUCCGAGCACGAGGAGGAGUUUGACAAAAUCGCAUCGAGUAGAAGGAUCUGA